Molecule: messenger RNA, 4171 nt
Organism: Chelonus insularis
Lineage: Eukaryota; Metazoa; Arthropoda; Insecta; Hymenoptera; Braconidae
Product: tachykinin-like peptides receptor 99D
Exons: 7
Coding region: 1202-2482 (426 amino acids)
Biological process (GO): G protein-coupled receptor signaling pathway
Cellular component (GO): plasma membrane
Molecular function (GO): tachykinin receptor activity
Source: RefSeq, a predicted model, not a curated record
UAGACGCGCGUGGUGUAAUGUUCAUGACGAAUACAUGGACAUGGUUUUCUUUAUUUGCCUCAGAAUAUUCAUCAUCCCAAUGUCUGAUUGAUGUGAAAGUGAUUUAAAAAUAAUCCAUCCAUUAUUUCAUAUGGAUAAUAUUAAUAUUUUGAUAAAUAAAAUCUGAAAAAAAACGUUAUUCAAUUGUUUUUAACCAAAAAAUUUUGACCGAGUGCUGAAAUAUUUUUGUCAUCCGAUUGAAGAAGAAACCGGACGAUUCAGUAAUGCUGAUGUCGACAAAUGGAUUACAGUGAAAGAGCAGCAAUAAAAAUAAGUCAAAUGAAUGGAAAAAAAAAAUGAGUGUGGAAAUCGAAUAUUGAUAUCUCCAAAAACAUAAUAAAAGAAAAAACAAUAUCAAAAAAAUGCCGGAAUUUAAACGAAAGUACGUAGGAUAAAAAAAAAAAAUAAAAUAACUCCAAAGGACUCUCAAUACUGUCGAGUAUAGUGACUUUAAUCUUGGAUUACUCCACAAGACAAAAAGAAUAAUGACUCAUGUGACUGUGUAAAUAAAACUAAAGUUCACUAAACAUCAAGAGCAAAUAAUAUUGCGACAGUAAAGAUACAAGGAGGAGGGUGAGUUUGUGGAAAAAUUGCCUAAGGCGUAUCACAUCAGACUCAAGAGAGCUCUAAAGAUUGCAAACAGGUGACAGGUUACCAUAAAAUCACAAGAAAAAACAACAAAAUGUAAAAAAAAAAAUUAAAACACAUCUCAAGUGAAACGUAAUUUUAUUUAUUGAAUGAAAUCAAUGAAAAAAAAGCAAUUGAAACUUCGAAAUCGACAGUAAUACAGACACGAUUAACGACUAGAGGUCGUUGAAGUUGAGUUUUAGUUGAAUUAAAGUUCAACAAAAGACAUUAUUCGACUAUUACAAUUGAAGAAAAAAAAAUAUAAAAACAGUUGAAAAUAUUAUAAAAAUUCUAUGAUUGAGUUAAAUAAUAUAUCAUUAUUAGAAAGAUGGCUUUAUAAAUGACAAAUGCAUUUACAUAAACUAAUACUCUAUUAAAUAAUAUCACUUAUCACGUGACUAUGUAAAGCAGAAAUAUUAUGGGGCUGUUGGCCCCUGUUCUUAUUACAAACAUCAAUUAUUAUUAUUAAGAAUGUUUAUUGUUACUGAAGAAGAAGAGUAUUGGUAAUUGAGUGAAUAGUAUAAAAGUUGACAUCAUGAUGCAGUCGUUGGAGGAAGUAUAUUUCUCAACAGACUACCCAUUCAAUUCGACCUGGCCAGAAAUUGAAACAACUUGGUUUGGAAAUGAUACCAAUUCAACUGAUUCAGAUGGCAAUAAAUUUAUUCUACCUUUGUGGCGACAGAUAAUUUGGACAUUUUUAUUUGUGGGAAUGAUUAUAGUAGCAACUCUUGGCAACAUCAUAGUUAUCUGGAUUGUCUUGAGGCACAAAAGGAUGCGGACAGUUACAAAUUAUUUUCUUGUUAAUCUCAGUAUUGCUGAUGCUAUGGUGUCUACUCUUAAUGUCACCUUCAAUUACUUCUAUAUGUUGAACAGUCAUUGGACAUUUGGAAAUUUAUAUUGUAAAAUUAGCCAAUUCAUUGCUGUACUUACUAUUUGUGCUAGUGUCUUCACACUUAUGGCGAUAUCUAUUGAUCGAUACAUGGCGAUAAUGAAUCCCUUGCGUCCAAGAAUGGGUCGACGUUCGACUCUGUGUGUAGCUGUAUUAAUUUGGGUCGUGGGUGCAAUUCUAUCGUUUCCAAUGCUCAUUUAUUACAAAACCUAUACACAUACUUUUUCAAAUGGUGAAGUUCGGAUAAUUUGCUAUGGAGAUUGGCCUAAUAGAGAUAAUAAUGGAUUUAGCUACGAUGAGUACUUGUAUAACGUAAUAUUUAUGAUUUUGACGUAUUUUUUACCAAUUGGAUCGAUGACAUUUACAUAUGCUCGUGUUGGUUUCGAGCUUUGGGGAUAUCAAAGCAUUGGAGAAGCGACACAAAGACAACUUGAUAACAUAAAAAGUAAAAGAAGGGUUGUAAAAAUGAUGAUCGUUGUAGUGGUGAUAUUUGCAGUCUGUUGGUUACCAUUUCACGUUUACUUCAUAGUGACUCCUUACCUACCAGAAGUGACGAAUGAACCAUAUAUUCAAGAGCUUUUCCUGGCAAUAUAUUGGUUAGCGAUGUCCAAUAGCAUGUAUAAUCCGAUUAUCUACUGUUGGAUGAACUCAAGAUUUCGACGAGGCUUUGCUCAAGUAUUUUUCUGGUGCCCGUGGAUAAAGGUGUCACCAGAGCCGGCACUUUCGAGAUCUGAAGCAGUCACGUCAAGGUAUAGCUGUACAGGUAGUCCCGAUGCUCAUACGCGGAUUUCAAGAAACGGCACCGUGCGAAUACCAUUGCAAUCCACAGGAGGAAUGGACUUCGGAAACAGCCACCGCCAUCCAACACAUCGACGCGGCCAUGCUCGACGAUACAGGACGUCAGAAACAAGGGGACAUAUGUCUUGACAGAAUGAAGAGUUAUCACAACAACGAGUUCACACUUGGAUAUAAAUUAUUUCAUAUUCUCAUCUUCCUUUAACUAAUAGACAAUUACUGACCAAAAUAAAAUUAUUCUGCUCAAUAUUAUGAGCCUUCAUUGCAAGUCAAUUUUAUGCACUUCAUUUAUAAUUAAUCAAUUUCAUACAUUUUGAAGUAUUAUCAUUAUUAUCAAUUCAAGUAAAUAGUUCAAUACAUUUUAAUACAAAUUUUCCAUUUUUUAUUCAACAAGUAUUGAGAAUUAUGAAUUUUUCUUUUUCUAUCAACUUCUUUUAUAAAAGGACCAAUGAUCUGUGGUACCUGAUUAGGUUCCAUAGAUUUAAAUCAAAACACUUUUUUUUUUAUCGUACAUCUAGUAGGUAUAAAAAUUAAAUAAAUAAAUAAAUUAAUGAAAAGUUAAAUUUAAAAAAUUUAUUUAUAUAUAUAUACAUAUAUAUAUAUAUAUAUAUAAAAUAUAUAAUUGUAAAAACAAUAAAUGUUAGAUUUCCACAUAAAAGGCUUAAAUCAUAAGAAACCACGCGCAUGUUUGCUGAAAAUAAAGGUGCUUAUUUGUGAAUGCACAAUCAUUGUGUUCUUAAAUACAAAAGUUAUAAUAAUAAACGUCAGGUUGUACUAAUGAAUUAUUUCAUUUUCAAACGAGAGUUAAUGAUUUAAAAUAAUAGAUUGGGGAAUAUUAUUUUAAUAAAGUAAUAAUCAAAUUUGUGCCAAAAUUAAUCACGAAAUUCAUUUCAAUCAUGUUUUUGUACGUUGUAACAACAUCAUUCUAUUUUUAUAGUAUAAUGUGAUUCAAUAAUUACUAAAAAUAAAUAUCAAACUGCAAUUGAUAUUGACAGAAUUAAAAAACCCCCAUACUUGAUAGAGUUAUUUAUCGAUGGCAAACAUAACAAAAUCACUUUUUUUAUGUAUAAUUGAACGACAAUGUUGUUUAAUAUUCAUAGAAAACGCAAAACUAAUAGAUGUAUAAAAAAAAAACUCUCUGGGAAAACCAAACGCUUUCUAAGAUAAAUCAUGAUUAUUAGAUUUAAUUAUAACAUUCAAUAUUAAACGUUUGUAAUUAUAUCUAAAACUAAUACAUAAUUCUGUAAAAUAAUGUAAAUGUAUUGAAAAAAAAAUUCGAAAUUUCACUAAUAGAAACCUGACGGUGCUACGAAUAUAGAUUAUUCAUGGAUAAAUAAAAAAAAAGGCAAAACUGAACGUAAUUAAUAUGAACAAAUAAAUAAUUUAAUAAAAUAAGCUUCUUCAUAUUGUUUAUUUUCAUUCAUUUAAUCUAACAUUAUAUAUAAUUCCAUUUGUUUUUUGUUUCAUUAACAUCUUUAUUUGUUCAUAAUAAUUUGACAAAGUUUUGUGGAUUUUUAUACAUAGAAAUUGUUAUUCGAUGCACCUUAUGAUGUAAAUUGUUGCCAGGGACUAUAAUUUUGUAAAAAUGAUAAAUUAUUUAAAAAAGAAAUUGUUAGUAUUAAUGUCAAUUUAAUAAAUUGAAUGUAUAUUAAUUUGUGGUUGUAUAAAAGAAUAUUAUUAAUAAACUUAAGAAAAGGUAGACCUUUUAAAUUCAUGUGUCCUUGUAUUUUUAACAAGUCAAAUAACCAUUUUUCUCGUUAAAAUUAAUAAAACUGAAAUCAACAUUUAGGCUAAAAAAUUCAUUUGAUAGAUUAUAAAUUA